Patiria miniata (bat star) is the source of this 2404-nucleotide messenger RNA. Its product is annotated as gamma-butyrobetaine dioxygenase-like. Gene Ontology annotation, biological process: carnitine biosynthetic process. Lineage: Eukaryota; Metazoa; Echinodermata; Asteroidea; Valvatida; Asterinidae. The transcript has 5 exons. Gene Ontology annotation, molecular function: gamma-butyrobetaine dioxygenase activity. Gene Ontology annotation, cellular component: mitochondrion. The record is from RefSeq and is a predicted model, not a curated record. Bases 147 to 1529 code for a protein of 460 amino acids.
AUAUGACAACUGGCACGUAUCGUGCAACUGAUAAGAUCAUAAUUACGCCACAACCUUUGUACUAAAGGAACCAAGACAUGCAAGAUGGCCUCUAGAUUUGUCGGGUGCGCUGUGGCUCAGGUUUUCUGGCCAGGGCUGGUCCGUAGAUGUUCCCAACACGCGACUGGUCUGGCCAAGUCAACGAGCAGGCUACGCCACUACGCACAGCCAUUGUGGCGCUGGGUCAGUACACACCAGCAGCUUUAGGGAAGCCAUUGUUAAGAUCAUACUGUAGCACACAGUUACCCAAUGCAGUGUACACUGCCCCACCGCAACCACUGGCUAGGGAAGCACCAUCCCUUGGCCAUGGCUUCAACACUCUAGCCAAUGUAAAGGUCGACUUGGAGAGAAAAGUACUCAAUGUUUCCUGGGAAGGUAGCGGUGCCAAGAGUCAAGCUUAUCCUUUCGUCUGGCUGCGAGAUAACUGUCACUGUCCGCAGUGCUUGCACCCUACGGCACUUGGACGUCAACCAAGCGCGCAGAAGCAUCUAAAAGUCGACAUUUUGGCGGACGUCGUCGAAAUCUCCAACGAAGGGAUGAGUGUUAUCGUCCAAUGGGACGACGGCCACAAGAGUGAAUUCCUAUCUCAUUGGCUGAACUACUUCCGCUUUGACCAAUCACCGAAUGACAAGUUGCUGAAUCCGAAGCCGACUCUUUGGGGCUCUGACGUCAACAUCGAAUGCUUUGAGUUUGAUGACUUGCUAGCGGAAGACCACGCCCUCUACGGCUGGCUGGCUGAGCUGGUUACUCAAGGUUUCGCUGUCGUAAAAAACGCCCCACUAGAAGCUGGUCAGCUGUACAAGCUGGGAGAACGGGUGUCCUACCUUCGACCAACAUUAUACGGGGUAACUUGGCACGUGAAGAGCAAGCACGAUCCGGGCAGUAUUGCCAACACGUCUGGUGCCUUAGUAAGGCACACUGACUAUACGUACAUAUCGCGAAUGCCAGGGGUGCUCCUCCUCCAUUGCAUAGAGCAGGCAGCUGGGGAAGGCGGUGAGAGUCUCUUAGUUGAUGGCUUCAAAGUCGCCCUGGAUUUGAAGGAAAUUGACCCGGAAGCAUUUCGGCUCUUGACGACCUACCAGUUUGAGUAUACGCACAGGGACACCGACUGCUUUGGUCGCUUUUAUAUGCAUAGUAGGCACCCUGUUAUCAAAUUGAAUGAACUUGGUGACGUUGAGCAAAUUGCCAUCAGCAACCAUAGCCGGGACCCUAUGCUGAGAGCCCCCGUUGACCAGAUCCAGCCGAUUUACCGCGCCUUUGACAAAUACUUCAAUAUGCUUCAGCUGCCAGAAAAUCUGCUACAGUACAAACUACAGAGAGGAGACAUACUUACAAACGACAACCGUAGAGUCUUGCAUGGCCGUAAUUCCUUCCAGGUGACGGAGACGAACGCCCGGCAUCUUGAGGGAGGCUACGUGGAGUGGGAUGAAGUCAACUCGCGACUGCGUGCAUUGGCAGAGCAGUUACAGAAGAAUUAUACUGACGAGUGAAACACACAUCCUAGAAAUAUGCCAUUUUGUUUUAGCUGUGUAAUUACACCAUUUAGCUGUGAAUCUAUAUAAUAAAUAACAAUAAAAUUAUAAUGAUUAACACAAUUUUUAAUAUAACCGAUAAUCAUACCCUUUGAGAGAUAUUCCCAUAGGCUUGUGCACAAAUAAUAAUCCAACUUUUGGAAAUGUUGGUAUUUUUAGUAAUUGGACCACGAGCAAUUGAUCUAGUCUAUUUGCGACUGUAACAUUUUUCCUCUAAAUAAGAACUGAGGUAAUAGGAGACAUUGAAAUGUCCCCUUAAAGUUCCACACGUCUCCCAAACGUAUAACCUCUGAGCAAAAGUGUCUCCCUAAUGGUUCUUUUUAAGGUAGUAAAGCUACAUAAACAAAUCGCUCAUGACGCAGUACAAUAUCAAGUUAGAAACUAUCCAAGAUUCAAACACUUAAAGCUACACAGAAAUUGAAAAGAGUCAGGGAGUUCAAUUGCGCAAGUCCCUUGGUAACUGCAGAAAGCUCUUUCUCCAGCUGAUUUCAGUUUGACUGCUGGGAUAUUGUGAAGAGUUGUGUCAGGUGAUGACCUUUGGUGUAUGGUAUCAGCAGAUCAAUUAGGUAUGAGGGGGGGGCAAUGUUCUGGCAUUGGGCCUUUUAGGUGAUCAUAAUUAGGUUGUACUGAAUCCUGCGAGUAACAGGCAGCCAGUGUAAAGAUUUGAGAACCGGACUGAUCGUAUAACCUGGCAAGAGAGAAAAAAAUAGGGUGGUCCAAAAUGUAGGCCGAGUGAUAAGUUUCGUGCAAAAUGACAUAAUUGUACUUGAAAUAUCAACUUUAAAAAAAAGUAUGCCGUCAGUACACUGAACAAUUAUCAGACAAAAUUACAA